AUGAAGGCUCUCUUGGCAUUCGAAGUGUUUCUCUGUUUAACGCUGUGCUCCGCUCGAACGGCGCGUGACCAACAGCAGGCGCCCAGCGGCUACGACAAAUAUGAGCGGCCCGCGGCAAGUAUCGAAGUCGGAGUGGGAAUCAGCGUCAGGAACCUCGAGUACGUGUCUACGGUCGAUCGCAAGUACAAAUGCCAACUGCUGGUUCGAACGACGUGGAUCGAUGAGCGCUUGGCUCACACAUCGAAGGAGGAGUAUCUGAGUUAUCCGGUUGAUCAGGUCUGGAUACCCGAUGUGAUCUUCGAGAACGAGCUAAAUCCAUCCCAGCUCCGAGGAGCGCUCAGGGACGACUCGAAAAUCCGGGUGGGACGUUCCGGGAUGGUCCAUUUGAAUCAACGAGUUAGCGCCGAAUUCGCAUGUCCGAUGGACUUGCAGAACUUCCCAUACGACAUUCAAAAAUGCCCCCUGAUCAUAACGUCGUGGACCGCCUCGCUCCCGCAGCUACAGCUCAUGUGGAACCCCCAGCCUGUCGUGGUAUAUAAACACGCUUUCAGCGUCAGUGAUUUCGCCUUGCGGAGCUUCGAAACGGAAAAUUGUACGUCGACGACCCCCAUCGGUGUAUACAGCUGCCUCCAAGUGAACUUGACCCUGAAACGUAUGAUCACACCGUAUGUGAUCCGACUUUACGCUCCGAUGAUCGUUUGUGUGGUCGUGGCGAGUUUGUCCUUCUGGAUCCAGUGCUCUCCGGUCAGAAUCGUCGUGCUUAUGAUCGAUCUGCUCGGGGCAGCUGCCAUAGAGCAAGUCGCCGCCCACACUUCGACGUUUGGGGACUAUACGACGUACAUCGACAUAUUCAGCGGCGUAUCCAUCGCAUUCGUGCUCUUAUCGUUGCUCGAAUUUGUCGUGGUGCAAAGUAUUUUCAAGCGUGAACUGAUGAGCGAGAAGCUCCACUCGAUGAUGAAUGACAUCCGAAGCAACGGUCUCGACAUCACUUGUAGGAUUAUCAUGCCACUACUCUACGCUUUCUUCGUGACCGCAUACUUCGCAGUGGCCUUCUUUCUACUGGACGAUGAAUAUCCCCCGUCAUAG
Messenger RNA from Galendromus occidentalis (western predatory mite), 1086 nucleotides. Its product is annotated as glutamate-gated chloride channel. Lineage: Eukaryota; Metazoa; Arthropoda; Arachnida; Mesostigmata; Phytoseiidae. The coding region runs from base 1 to 1086 and encodes 361 amino acids. Gene Ontology annotation, cellular component: membrane. Gene Ontology annotation, molecular function: extracellular ligand-gated monoatomic ion channel activity; transmembrane signaling receptor activity. The record is from RefSeq and is a predicted model, not a curated record. Gene Ontology annotation, biological process: monoatomic ion transmembrane transport. The transcript has a single exon.